Sardina pilchardus (European sardine) is the source of this 5560-nucleotide messenger RNA. RefSeq names its product myomesin 1b (gene myom1b). Gene Ontology annotation, molecular function: kinase binding. The transcript has 40 exons. The record is from RefSeq and is a predicted model, not a curated record. The coding region runs from base 210 to 5135 and encodes 1641 amino acids. NCBI's taxonomy places the organism in Eukaryota, Metazoa, Chordata, Actinopteri, Clupeiformes, Clupeidae.
ACAUUAUUUUUGUUGUGUAGACGGCAGCCCCGUCCACUGCGUCCGCACCUUGUGGCUUUGCGUGGAUUUCAAGGCUUGGUUGCUAGCACCCGGAGUUGGACAACUCAUAGCGCGGCUUUCAGCGGCUCAAAGUCACUUUGGACUAGUGAGGGAAGCAUAGGUUUCAGGUAGUUUGUGGAUACAGUUUUGGAUUGGGAAGACCGUGCAGGAUGUCGGGAUCAUUGCCAUUCUAUCAGAAACACCACCGACACUAUGAUCGUGGAUAUCGUAGUCGGGAGACCCAGUCUGCUAUCAGCCAAUACCAGCAGAGCUCCAGCAGCUACGCCGCCCACAGCAAGAGCAGCUCCAAGGGUCUUGCAGCCACCUUCUCUGCUCUGGAUGAGAGCAGAUUGAGUCCACUGCCCAAGCGGGCGAAGCCCACCUACCUGGCCAUGGACAAGGAGAACCAGAUCAUCGGCUAUGUAGUGCCCAUCUUCAGGGGCAGUCAGGAGUUUGCGAGCGGGCUUUCGGACACGGAGGACGCGCGGCUGAAGGAGAGCUCGGGCUACAUGGCGCGCCGCGGCCUCUUCUCCAGCGGCGUGGAGCUGGAGCGCAGCGAGCGCAACGAGCGCAGCGAGUUCUCCUCGUCCUCGUCCCGCCGCGCCGUCAUGAGGGAGUCGGCCGACCGCAUCUCGCUCACCAAGAGGAUCCAUGAGAACGAGGAGUACCACAAGCGUAUGAACGAGGACAACCUGAUGCAUACCCCCGAGUUUGUGAUCAAGCCGCGCUCCCACACCGUGUGGGAGAAGCAGUGCGUGAGGCUGCACUGCACCGUGUCCGGCUGGCCAGAGCCUAGAGUGGUCUGGUAUAAGAACAAUGUCAGCAUUGACCCUAUGUCGGACCCUGGGAAGUACAAGGUGGAUAACAAGUACAAUGUACACUCCCUGGAGAUCAACAGGUGUGACUUUGAUGACACGGCACAGUAUCGUGUGUCGGCCAUGAACAGCAAGGGCGAGCUCUCUGCCUUCGCCUCAGUCGUCGUCAAGAGGUUCAAAGGAGAAUUUGAGGCAGAGUUGCCAAUUCCCAGUCAACAUGGCUGGGUCAAUGAAUAUGGCAUCACCUUCGAGACCCACAUCGUGGACAAGUUUGGCGUGAGUUUCGGCCGUGAGGGCGAGACCAUGAGCCUUGGCUGCACGGUGGUCAUCUAUCCGUCUCUGCAGCGCUACAAGCCGGAGAUCGAGUGGUACAGAGAUGAUAAGCUGCUGACUCCGUCCAAGUGGGUUCAGACGCAUUGGAGUGGAGAGAGAGCCACGCUCACACUCACACACCUCAACAAAGAGGACGAGGGCCUGUACACACUCCGCGUCAUCACCAAGUCCGGAUACGAGUCACACUCGGCCUACGUCUUUGUCAGAGAUUCCGAGGGGGAGGUGCAGGGCGCCCCUGCGGCUCCGUUGGACGUGGUGUGCCACGAAGCCAACAAGGAUUACGUCAUCAUCUCCUGGAAACAGCCUGCUGUGGACGGUGGCAGCCCCAUCAUGGGUUACUUUGUGGACCGGUGUGAGGUUGGCACCCCGCACUGGAUCCAGUGCAAUGACACCCCAGUGAAGUUCGCCCGUUUCCCGGUCACCGGACUGGUGGAGGGCCGCAGCUACACCUUCCGCGUGCGCGCCGUCAACAAGUCUGGCAUGAGCCACCCGUCCCGUGCAUCUCUGCCCGCCGCCGCCAUGGACCCCGCCGACCGCGCCCGCAAAGGCACCUCUGCCCCCUGGACUGGCCAGAUCAUUGUCACAGAGGAAGAGCCAUCAGAGGCUGUGGUUCCCAGCAAACCAUGUGAUCUAGUUGUUACUGAGGCGACAAGGAACUAUGUGGUCCUGAGCUGGAAGCCCCCUACUGAGAAAGGCGAGGGUGUCAUGUACUAUGUGGAGAAGUGUAUCGUAGGCACAGACAGCUGGCAGCGCGUCAACACAGAGAUCCCUGUGAAGUCUCCUCGCUUCGCCCUGUUCGACCUGGCCGAGGGGAAGGCCUACAUGUUCCGUGUGCGUGCCUGUAACUCUGCAGGCGUGGGAGAGCCAUCGGAGCACACCGAGGCCACCACUGUUGGAGACAAGCUGGACAUCCCAUCUGCACCUGGCCGGGUGGUGCCUACUCGUAACACAGAGACCUCUGUGGUGGUGUCAUGGGAGGCCUCCAAGAACGCUAAAGAGCUGGUGGGGUACUACAUAGAGGCCAGCCUGGUUGGCAAAAAUGAGUUUGAGCCCUGCAACAACAAGCCCGUCAAAGGCACAAGGUUUAUCUGCCAUGGCCUGACCACGGGCGAGAGCUAUGUGUUCAGGGUGCGUGCUGUGAACGCCGCAGGGCUGAGUGAAUGCUCUCAGGAGUCGGAGGCCAUCGAGGUCAAGGCAGCCAUCGCCACCCCUGCGCCCCCGUUCGGUAUCAGCGUGCUGGAGUGUGUGAGGGACUCGAUGGUGCUGUCCUGGAAGCAGCCCGCUUUCAUCGGAGGCUCCGACAUCACUGGCUACUUUGUGGACUACCGCGAGGUGCACGGCGGAGUGCCAGGGAAAUGGCACGAGGCCAACAUCCAGUCUAUCAGCGAGAGGGCAUACAGGGUGUCCGACUUGAAGGAGAACUUGGAUUACCAGUUCCAGGUUCGUGCUGCAAAUAUGGCCGGUGUUGGCAUCCCAUCUGUCCCCAGUGAGAUCUUCAAAUGUGAGGAGUGGACCAUCGCUGUGCCAGGGCCUCCCCAUGACCUCCAGGCCUUGGAGGUGCGGAAGACGUCCCUGGUGUUGCUGUGGAAACCUCCAGUGUACCAAGGCCGCGAUGAGGUGAACGGGUACUAUGUUGACAUCAAGGAGGCUGAUGCAGAUUUCGAGGCUUGGAGAGGUGUCAAUGAGAAGGCCUGCCCCAACAGAUACUUGAAGGUCACCACCCUGAAGGAGGGAGAGACCUACGUGUUCCGUGUUCGUGCUCAGAACAAAGCAGGCGUGAGCAAGGCCUCCGAGCCUACGGAACCCGUCCUGGCUGAGACCAAACCAGGCACAAAGGAGAUGGUCGUUGACGUAGAUGACGACGGUGUGAUUUCACUCAACUUUGAGUGUGACUCACUCACACCAGACUCUCAGUUCAUCUGGUCCAAGAACUACGAGGAGAUGACUGACACCUCACGCAUGACCAUUGAAACCAAAGGUGGCAAGUCAAGAGCCAUCUUCAACACCCCAGAUGUGGAGGACAUCGGCAUCUACUCCUGUCUGGUGUCACACACAGAUGGAUCAUCUGGCAGCUACACACUUACUGAAGAGGGGCUGAAGGAACUGCUGAAAAUCAGCCACGACCACAAAUUCCCCAUUAUUCCACUGAAGACAGAGCUGGCUGUGGAGCUGCAGGAGAAAGGCAAAGUGCGCUUCUGGCUGCAGGCGGAGAAGAUAACGGCUAACGGAAAAGUAGAAUAUGUUUUCAACGACAAUGUUGUCUCCCAGGGAGAGAAAUACAAGAUGAACUUUGACAAGAACACUGGUAUAAUUGAGAUGGUUAUGGAGUCUCUGAGCGACCAGGAUGAGGGAACGUACACCUUCCAGCUCGAAGACGGAAAAGCCAAAAACCAGUCUAGCCUGGUGCUCAUCGGAGAUGUCUUCCAAAAGUUGAAGAAGGAGUCAGAAUUCCAAAGAAAAGAAUGGAUCAGAAAACAAGGUCCUCACUUCGUGGAGUACCUGAGCUUCGAGGUCACCCCAGAGUGCAUUGUAAGGUUGAAGUGCAAGGUUGGAAACAUGAAGAAGGAAUCUGUUGCUUUAUGGUAUAAAGAUGGACGUGAGGUUCAGGCAAAUGAGAAGCUGGACUUCAGCGAGGGAUGGCUUAACCUGGAGAUUGCACAGCGAACUGGUGACGCUUCAACUGGUGAUGAGACCGUCUGGAAGAAACUCAAAAUCUCCAAGAAGGAUGCUGGAGUGUAUGAGGUGAUUGUGAAGGAUGAUCGGGGAAAGGACACUUCCACACUCAACCUCACAGAUCAAGGGUUCAAAGACCUGAUGAACGAAGUGUUUAGUGUGAUUGCAAACUCAUCUACCCCACUGAAGAUCCAGAGCACUGAGGAAGGCAUCAGACUGUACACCUUUGUCAACUACUAUAAUGAUGAGCUUCACGUCACCUGGCACCACAAAGAUGCACACAUCGCCUUCAGCGACCGCAUUAAGAGUGGCGUGGUGGGAGAGCAGCUGUGGCUGCAGAUCAGCGAGCCCACAGAGAAGGACAAGGGCAAGUACGCCAUCGAGUUCUUCGAUGGCAAAGGAGGCCUGCAGAGGACCGUGGAGUUGUCUGGACAAGCAUUCGAUGAUGCCUAUGCAGAGUUCCAGAGGCUGAAAGCGGCAGCCAUUGCAGAAAGAAAUCGUGCUCGCGUUGCAGGUGGUCUACCAGACGUGGUCACCAUUCAGGAGGGCAAGGCCCUCAACUUGACCUGCAACAUCUCGGGUGACCCAGUUCCCGAGGUCACCUGGUUGAAGAACGAGAGAGAGAUGGUGUCUGACGACCACUACAUCCUCAAGUUCGAGUCGGGCAAGUUUGCCAGUUUUACAAUCUCUCAGGUGAACACGGCGGACUCCGGCAAGUACAGCAUCCUGGUGAAGAACAAGUACGGCACCGAGAGCAGUGAAUUCACCCUGAAAGUGACAGAGAGCCUGGGUGACCAGGGCGUGACCACUUAUAUCACCGACGCUCAGGGCAAUGUGAUAGUCGGACAGCCACCAACACCAGUGACACCCAAGGCAGCAACCCCUAAACCUCCCAAGACCCCUACACCCAAGACACCCACACCUCCCACCCCUACACCCAAAACACCCACACCUCCCACCCCGACACCUAAAACACCCACCCCAUCCCCACCCACACCUACACCCACACCCACACCAGCAGAGACCCCAGUCCCCGCCACCCCGACCCCUACCCCCACCCCGGAUAUCCCCGACACCACCUCCACACCACCAACCCCGACCGCUACACCCACACCCGGUGACGGACCCAAGGAGAAGAAGAAGGUCGUGAAGAAGAAGGUGACGAAGAGGAAGGACUCUGCCAUUCUGAAAGCCCCUGGCGGAAGCGCUGAAGCCACACCUGAGAGCACACCUGCGACCACACCUGCUGCCACCCCUCAGCCACCGGAGGACUAGACGGCAGAGCUAACAGCGGGGGCAAAAGAGACUUGUGAUGGAGCAUCAUUAUGGAAACAAGAAAGUGACAAAACAAUGACAUACAAAGUGACAACAAGAAAGUGACAAAGGAGAAAAGAGAAUGUGGUUUCUCACUGAAUGGCCGAAAUAGAUAUUGGUAAAGGGCAAUGCAACAGCUAGGCUAUUGGGCAGAGAGAGGUCGCCACUGAAAAGACAUUUCUCACUGCAUUAGGCCUAGAUUUUUACACAAGUAUAUGAGUUUUAAUACAGCCUGAGGUGAAGUUUAUAUUAUGUCUAUUGUAUAGUCUAUCAUACUUGGUUGCAGUGAAAUAGCCUAGUAGAUUUGAGGGAUCCUCUGAAUAAACAAACCUUAUGAGUUAUUUUGGAACAUGAGGCUUGUCUCAAAUAAACAGCAAACAGAGGGA